UCAGAGCAGCAUGCGCUGCCUGGUGCUCGACUUCUGAAACGCGAUUGGGAGAAAGACCACGUCUAUCUGGUUCAGUUUCCACGUGCCGGUUGCAUACCAACCCCGUCUCCGUUUGCACUCAAAGUCGAAACAUGGUUACGAAUGGCCGACGUUCCAUACACGAAUAUCAGCAAUGAGUUCACCAAGAUGUCAAACAAGGGUCAGAUUCCAUUCGUGGAGGUGAACGGUAGACAAGUGGCCGACAGCAACUUCAUUAUCGAUCAUCUCAUUGAGGAAUUCCACAAGAAGAACAUCGACGAUCGCCUGACACCGAUGGAAAAAUCAUAUGCGAGAGCUUAUCACGCUCUGAUUGAGGAUAGUCUGCGUUGGGUGCUAAUCUAUCAACGUGGCCGUGACAAUAAGUGGUUUGCCACUGAAAAGGGUUUCUUGCCAUACUUCAAUGGAAUCAAGAAAUUCGCCUUCAAAAAUAUCAUGUGCGAACGACUACGGAAACGAAUUAUGUCCCAGGCGACGGCGCAAGGAAUGGGGCGCAAUACUCCCGAAGAAGUGGUGAUACUGGCGAAAAAAGAUCUCGAUGCAAUGAGCAUGUUCCUUGGCAAUAAGAAGUACUUUUUCGGCGACAAACCAGCCACGCUCGAUUGUACAAUGUUUGCGCACUUGGCACAAUUUCUCUACACACCACUUGUUACGCCCGAAAUCAAAACGUAUAUGGAACAGAGCACUCCAAAUUUGGUGGCAUUCGUUAACCGAAUGAAAGAAACAUAUUGGCCGGAUUGGGACGAAGCGACGAACACUCGUAGUCUCAGCACUAAAUGGAAGCAGUGA
Molecule: messenger RNA, 825 nt
Organism: Ostertagia ostertagi
Lineage: Eukaryota; Metazoa; Nematoda; Chromadorea; Rhabditida; Trichostrongylidae
Source: the annotation of a GenBank genome assembly